This is a messenger RNA of Hansenula ciferrii, 1938 nucleotides long. It is a transcript of the gene FAT1, whose product is annotated as long-chain fatty acid transporter FAT1. The transcript has a single exon. NCBI's taxonomy places the organism in Eukaryota, Fungi, Ascomycota, Saccharomycetes, Phaffomycetales, Wickerhamomycetaceae. The record is from RefSeq and is a predicted model, not a curated record. Bases 1 to 1938 code for a protein of 645 amino acids. Gene Ontology annotation, molecular function: long-chain fatty acid transmembrane transporter activity; long-chain fatty acid-CoA ligase activity.
AUGGAAUUUGCAAAAGGCCUUGUAUCGAAAUCUGUGGAAUUGGGAUACCAGGGAUUCUCAGCUAUUGAUGAAAACACACAUAUAGCUGAUGAUAUGUACAUCAUACCAUAUGUUAUCAAACAAGCUGUUGUACAUGCAUCCAACGUUGCCAGAGGAAGAGUAUCAUAUUGGUACAUAUUUGAGAAAGCGGUCUUUAACUAUCCAAACAAGUUAGCUUUGGUUUAUCCAAGAGUUAAUCCAGGUCAUACAGGUGAUGAUGCUUAUAUACUUGAGAAGUAUACAUUUCAAGAAUUAUAUGAUAUCAUCCUUAGAUUAUCAGAAAUUUUGGCACAUAGAUAUGGUGUUAAAGAAAAUGAUACUAUUGGUAUUGAUGCUACAAAUAAACCAAUUUUCAUCUUCUUAUGGUAUGCUCUUUGGAAUUUAGGUGCCACACCAGCUUUUAUAAAUUUUAAUACAAUAGGUAAUCCAUUGGUUCAUUCUAUAAAAGUUGCAAAUAUAUCACAAGUUUUCAUUGAACCAGAUGCAGCAGGACCUAUAAAAGAAACACAAGAUGAUAUUACAAAAGAAUUACCAAAUGUUCAAUUACAUUUCCUUAAUGAAGAUGAAUUAUUACAAGAAAUUUUAGAUCCAAAUAGUUUAAAAUUUAGACCAACUACAAGAAGAUCUCAAGAUCAUGAUUGGGGUACAGCUGCUUUAAUCUAUACCUCAGGUACAACUGGAUUACCAAAACCUGCAAUCAUGUCAUGGCGUAAAGCUGGGUUAGGUUCUUCACUUUAUGGUCAUAUUGUUAGAAUAAAACCAGAAUCAAUAGUUUUCACCUCAAUGCCUUUAUAUCAUUCAACAGCCGCUGUACUUGGGGUAUGUACUACAUUUAAUCAAGCUGCUGCAGUGGCAUUAUCACCAAAAUUUUCAGCAAGUAAACUUUGGACCCAAGUUAAAUUAACAAAAGCUACUCAUUUACAAUAUGUUGGUGAAGUUUGUAGAUAUUUAUUAAAUUCACCUAUACAUCCAGAUGAAAAAAAUCAUAAUUUACAAGUUGCAUAUGGGAAUGGAUUAAGAAGGGAUAUUUGGAAAGAAUUUAAAGAUAGAUUUGGUAUUGAUGCUAUUGGAGAAUUUUAUGCUGCUACAGAAUCACCAAUUGCAUUAACUUCUUUCCAAAAGGGUGAUUAUGGUAUUGGUGCUUGUAGAAAUUAUGGGAAAUUGAUUAAUUAUAUCUUGUCAUAUCAACAAACUUUAAUCAAGAUGGAUCCUGAAGAUUCAAGUAUUGAAUAUAGAAAUUCAAAAGGAUUUUGUGAAAGAACUAAAGCUGGAGAAUCUGGUGAAUUAAUAAUGAAAUUAUUUUGGGCAAAGAAUCCAGAAACUGUUUUUCAAGGUUAUUUAGGUAAUAAAAAGGAAACUGAAUCUAAAAUUAUUAGAAAUGUUUUCAAGAAAGGUGAUGCAUGGUUUAGAUCUGGUGAUUUAUUGAAAAGUGAUUCAAAUGGACUUUAUUUCUUUGUUGAUAGAUUAGGUGAUACUUUCAGAUGGAAAUCAGAAAAUGUAAGUGCAACUGAAGUGGAGAAUCAGUUUUUCGAUAAAAUUAAUGAGAUUAGUCAAGUUGUUGUUGUUGGUGUACGUAUUCCAAAUCAUGAAGGUCGUGCAGGUUCAGCAGUAAUUGAAUUAAAACCAAAUACUAUCAAAAGCAAAGAUGAAAUAUUGAAAGAAAUUUAUAAUUCAUUAAAACAAGAAUUACCAAAAUAUGCAAUUCCAAUUUUCAUUGAGUUUGUUGAUAAAAUUAGAGAAUCUGAUAAUCAUAAAAUUCCUAAAAAGCAAUAUAGAGAUCAAAAAUUACCAAAAGGUGAAAAUGGAGAUAAAGUUAUUUAUUGGUUAAAUAAAGGUAAAUAUGAAGAAUUAACACAAAAUGAUUGGGAUGAUAUUACAAAUGGGAAGAUUAAACUUUAG